Messenger RNA from Engraulis encrasicolus (European anchovy), 1847 nucleotides. RefSeq lists its product as uncharacterized. The coding region runs from base 282 to 1187 and encodes 301 amino acids. NCBI's taxonomy places the organism in Eukaryota, Metazoa, Chordata, Actinopteri, Clupeiformes, Engraulidae. The transcript has 4 exons. The record is from RefSeq and is a predicted model, not a curated record.
UUCAACACAGUGCAUGUGGACGCAACCUGAAUUGUUUGAUCGUGAGGUGGUUGAUCAACUGGACCGCAUCAGCUCUCGAUUGAACAUGUGCGACUGACAUUCUCACAAUUACAGUGUUUUUUUUCCCUCAAAACGACCUUCGAUAUCAUAUUCGUUUUGUAAACAGAAAUGCUGUAAAUCACGCCCCGUCCUUCAUCCGGUCUGAGCGCCGCCAUUUUUAUUGUUUUCCCUUCUCCUUAGCUAGUGUCCUAAGCUAGGUCAUGUGCGAAUUUUGAAAAAGUAUGGAAAACGAACUGACAACCAAAACCCCGUACGUCUGUAAGUUCUCAAUACCAGAAACAGCGAGACUAAUCAAAGUCCGAGUAGAAAAUGAUGAACUUUUUGAUGGCAAGAGAAAUGGAGCCAAGGCAGCAUGGAGUUUAAUUAUAAGGGAAAUGGGCCUGGAAGGAAAGGCCACCACCGAGCAGGUCGCCAAGAAAUGGGACAAUUUGAAGAGAAAAUACAAGGAACUGAAGUGCGCCACUCCUGGCACUGGCCCGGACCCGGUCUCGUGGUACUGGUUCGGCACAAUGGAUAAGAUCUUUGGGCACAAGUACGCCUCCUCGCAGACCAGCACCCCAGAGCCCUCUCCCAGCCGCCCUGCCAAGAAGCAGCGCCUGCUUCAGCUGGGUGACACGCUGGACCUCAUGUCCAACGGACUGCUGCUGGAUAACCCAGAGGGAGAAUCAUCAUCAUCGCUGUCAGGCGUUCGCACCGAGAUCGGGGUGGACGGCACCGUCAGGGCCAUGAAGCAGCCGUUGGACACGGACAUGGACGCCGAGCUGGAGAGCCUGAGGAGGGAGCGGCAUGAGCUGGAGAGAGACCAGUCUGAGAUGGACAGGGAGCGGCAGACACUAGGCAGAGAGAGGGAGCUGCUGGAGAGAGAGCGGGUUACUCUGAAGAGAGACAAAGCUCAGCUGGAGAAGGACUGGGCCAAUGUGGAGCUAGACAGGGCUGCUGUGGAGCGGGACAAGCGGCGCCUGGAGAGGCAGUUGACAGCGCUGGAGACGGAAAAGCUGGAACUGACUAUGGAGAUAGAGAGGUUAAAACCAGCACAUGAUUCCGACAACAGUGAAGGAAAUUCGACAGCUCUAGGUGACAGACAGAAACUGAGGUCCCUGUUUGAGAAACUCCUCGAGAAAUUUUAAGGCUUGUGUUCCAUUUAAGACAAUGAAGGAGACUCAUUUGGUGACUUGCCUGAGGACUGAAUGUUGACCAGAAUGUCCUCACAAUACUUUAAAUGGUACAUUCAUCCUGCUGUGUCUCCCCCAAUGCUUUUGCUAUCCUUAUAUGUUGAACAGAUACGAAAUUACAUGAAACAUUCCUUGUAACCACAGUCAAAGCAAUUGAAUAUUUAAAUAAGAAUGAUUUGUGUUAAUAGCACAUAAUUAGAAAGCAUUUUUUUUUAUUGCUGGCCUUCUGCCCAAUGCCUUAAAUAGUCCAUUCUUAAGUUUUGUUGAGCUGACUGGUUACUUAUGUCUAUUGUGGCCUUCAAGAGGCAGAUAUCAUGACAAUGGUCAUAAGCAUUGCUACUUAUUUUUUUCUGUGUGUACUCAAUAAAUGCUGAAUGUAUAAACUGCGUUACUGAGGGUGAGUAACCAAAGCAUGCCCCUUAACAACUGUGAAAACACUUUGGCCCAUUCGGAAAACAAACAUUACAACAAUGGGUUAGAAAAGUUGGUCUGCUCAGAGGCAGAUAUUUAUUUUGAAAUGUUUUUUUAUUCGUUUUCAUUUAAAGUUAUAUAACACAAAUCAAUGUCAUACAACCACUGGUGCAGUAACAAUAAAACUGGUUCUCUCUCAACCAA